AUGGUAAGAAAUAUUGUUUAAUAUCUUUGACCUGUUUUGUUUAAAAAAAUUCUAGUUCAAACUUAUGUUCAUGACUGUGAAAACUCAAAAUAUGUUUCAGGAACUUCCACCAAGACUUGUAGAUCUCGCAGGAAUCAGAACUUUGUUUCCAACGGCUGUUCAUGAACAAAAUGGACGAAUCAAUCAUCUAAACUAUAGUGAAGACGGGAAUUUACUUAUAACAUCAGACGAUAACGAUUGUAUGACAGUUUAUGACAUACAGACUGGGACUUUGAAUAGAACGGUAUGUUUUUUGUAUUUAUUUUAUUUUGGUUUUAGAUAAACAGUAAAAAGUAUGGUGUGAAUCUUGUACAUUUCGUCAGAGGAACCAAAGAUGUGAUUAGUGCUUCGACCAAAGUUGACAGUAAGUACGCUUGACGUUUUUUGUAGCUUGUGGGAUUAAGUUACGGGUUUCUAAAGCCUUUGUGAUAUGAUAUGCUUAUUUGUCUAAUUGUCAACUAUAAAAUUGCUUUUCAGACACAAUAAGGUACCUUUCCUUGUCUAAUAACCAAUAUCUUCGUUAUUUCGUUGGUCACUCGAAAAAGUAAGUUGAUUUUGGCAUGUCUGUGGAAAAAUCAAAGUUUAUGUUUGAUUAAAAAUAUUUCAGAGUUGUGACAUUAUGUAUGAACCCGACAGAAGAAAUGUUUUUAUCUGGAGCUCUUGACAAUACAGUAAGGUUAUGGGAUCUACGGGUAUCUACUUGUCAGGUAUUUUUUUUAAAUUCGACUUUUAGGUAAUAUUUAGUGAAGAAGUAAUUUUUCUUGGUUACAUUGAUGUAAAAAAUAUUUUUCUCAAACAGUAUGUUAAUAUAAAGUUGUAUGUUUUUGAAAAACGAUGAUUAAAGACAAAUUUCUAACCUUUUCUCUUUUUAUAGGGUGUCAUGAACCUGCCAUCUCGACCAAUCGUAGCUUUCGAUCCAGAUGGUUUAAUCUUUGCUGCUGGCAUUAACUCGGAAACAAUUAAGUUGUAUGAUCUAAAAACUUUCGAUAAAGGUCCAUUUGCUACAUUUAAUGUAAAACCGGAUGAUGAGUUCAAUUUUGAAUGGACAAACAUGACUUUUUCACCUGAUGGACAAACGAUAUUAAUAUCUACAAAUGGGGAAAUGUUGAGGGUGGUGAACUCAUUUACUGGCAAACUACAGGCGACUUUAAUUGGACAUGAGAAUAAAGAGGUUAGUUGGGUGAGGGUAGUAUAAGGGGUCAAAUUGAAUUUUUUAAAGGUUUUGAUAUUUAUAGAAAUCAUUGGGCAGUCGAGGCGUUGUAUACUCUUUUAGAUAAAUAAUUACUUGUUAAAGUAAAUUUAUGGCAAAUUUAUGAUGUUUCCUUUUAGAAGCUCUCACUAAACGGUUGUUUCUCUCCUGAUUCCAAAUUUGUAUUUUGUGGUGGAUCAGAUGGUCAACUAACUGCUUGGGAUCGAGACACAGGAGAGGUUGUACAACAAUACAAAACUAACGAUAAUGACAGCAUCGAACAAUGUCUCUUCAACCACAAGUACUACAUUUUAGCUACUGGAUCCAAGAAAUUGAGUCUGUGGAAUCCGGAAUGA
Molecule: messenger RNA, 1584 nt
Organism: Bursaphelenchus okinawaensis
Lineage: Eukaryota; Metazoa; Nematoda; Chromadorea; Rhabditida; Aphelenchoididae
Source: the annotation of a GenBank genome assembly